Messenger RNA from Entrophospora sp. SA101, 2130 nucleotides. The record is from the annotation of a GenBank genome assembly. Lineage: Eukaryota; Fungi; Glomeromycota; Glomeromycetes; Entrophosporales; Entrophosporaceae.
AUGAUUAGAAAACCAAUUAAAGAUAAAACGAAGAGUGGUCGUAUCAUUAAUGCAACUCACAUGAUACCUUAUGACCCCAUAUUACUAUCCAAUGUAAAGGAUGAUAAAUAUCAAUGGGAUUUAAAACCACGAGAUGAUCAUUCUGCUCUUUAUUCUGGUGUCAGUUCUUUAGAUUCGGGAUGGGAGAAUUAUCACGUUGGUUUUGUUGGUCCUGUUUAUAAAAAUUCCGAAAAAAGUAUCGAACCAAGUAGUCAAACAGACAAAUUAAAAGCAAGCUUGGUAAAGACCUUGGCCGAAAAAAAAAUUCUACCCGUUUUUCUUGAUGAUGAAGAACAUCAUGGACAUUAUGAAGGUUACUGUAAAAUUGUAUUAUGGCCGUUGUUUCACUAUAUUUUGUGGGACACUGCCACUGAUGGUAGAAUAGAAGCACUCAAUUGGGCGAACUAUGUAAAGGUUAAUCAACGAUUUGCCGACAAAAUUGUGGAAGUAUAUAGACCUGGUGAUUUAGUUGGACUUUUUGUUCAUGCACCAUUUCCUAGUUCUGAAAUUUUUCGAUGUUUACCAAGAUAUGAAACUACACAAAAUGGUGAAACCAGUAAAGAUAAGUAUAUAGCAGGCACUGUUGAUGCAAGAGAUUCAACAGUAAGUAUAGGAACAUUCCCAAUUGGAAUUGAUGCUGAGAAAGUUAAAAAAGAGAGAAAACUCCCUGAAGUUGUGAGAAAAAUGAAAGUGAUCCAAGAAAUAUAUACUAAUAAGAAGAUCAUUGUUGGUAGAGAUAAGUUAGACCUAGCCAAAGGCAUUAUUCAAAAACUUCUUGCUUUUGAAAAUUUUUUAUCAUUGUAUCCAAUGUGGCAUAAUAAAGUAGUUCUAAUUCAAGUCACUACACCUGCACUUAGUGAUUCACCAAAAUUAGAGCGCAAGGUUUCAGAACUUAUUGCUCAUAUAAAUGGCAAAUAUGGUUCAUUAGAAUUCACACCCGUACAUCACUAUCACAACAAUAUUGCUCAGGAUGAAUAUUAUGCACUUUUAAAUGUAGCAGAUAUUGGUCUUAUAACAUCAAUUCGUGAUGGAAUGAAUACUCCUUCAUUGGAGUAUAUAGUGUGUCAACAAGAAAAUCAUGGAUCUUUGAUAUUAAGUGAAUUCACUGGAAUGGCAGGUUCACUUGAUGCUUUGACUAUGAUUAACCCUUGGGAUUACACUAGUGUAGCAAGUGCAAUCAAUGAUGCAUUAAACUUAUCACCUAAAGAAAAAAAAGAAAAACAUAUGCAACUAUAUAAACAUGUUACUACUUAUACUGCUCAAUUUUGGGCAAAUUCAUUUGUUCAAGAGCUUAAAGAAACAAUAAAAAUUCAAAAACAAUCAAGUAUUGUUCCAUUUCUCAAUACAGAUAGUUUAUUAAAUAAAUACAAACUCACUAAAAACAGAUUAUUAUUAUUUGACUAUGAUGGUACCUUAACUCCUAUUGUUCAGACUCCAAGUGCUGCAAUCCCAGGGGCUGAUACCUUAAAAGGAUUAAGUGAACUUGCAAAUGAUCCUAAAAAUAAAGUUUGGAUAAUUUCAGGACGUGAUGUUGAUGCACUAGAUAAAUGGCUUGGUGGCAUUAAAAAACUUGGAUUUAGUGCUGAACAUGGUGGUUUUAUAAAAAGUCCUGGAAGUAAUAAAUGGGUUAACCUUAUGAAAGAUAUUGAUAUGAGUUGGAAAAAUGAUGUACUUGAGAUAUUCACAUAUUAUAAAGAACGCACUCAAGGAUCAUUUAUAGAAGAUAAAAGUUCUUCAAUUACUUGGCAUUAUCCAUUCCAAGCUAAAGAAUGUCAAAAUCAUCUUGAAAGUGCAAUCAUUCCCAAAUUACCAGUUGAGAUAUUAUUAGGUAAAAAAAAUCUAGAGGGUGAAAUUGUAAAACGUCUUUUGGAAAAUCAUCCAGGUGUUGAUUUUAUAUUUUGUGCAGGUGAUGACAGAACAGAUGAAGAUAUGUUUAAAGCAAUAAAAAAGUCUCGUUUACCAGUUGAUAGUUAUUUUUGCACAAUGGUUGGUUCUGCAAGUAAAAAAACUUCAGCUGGAUGGCAUGUCAAUUCAUCUCAAGAUAUUAUUCAAACCAUUAAUAAAAUGGUUCAAACGAGUAAAAAAAUUUGA